AGGGGGAUGGAAUAGCCUAUCCCCCAGAUCAGUGCAGCGCUGCUUGUUUUCCUGGCCUUGUUGAGCUUUGCUGAUGGUGGGAGGCUGCUUGUGGUGCCGAUGGAUGGAAGUCACUGGCUCAGCAUGCGUGCCGUGCUGGACGAGCUGAGGCACAAAGGGCAUGAGAUAGUCAUUGUUGCCCCUGAAAUAAACGUACAUGUAAAAGCAUCCGAGAAUUAUGUCAUGAAAACGUAUCCGGUACCUUUCACAAAGGCAGAGCUGGAGGGACAUUUUCUGGCUUUUACUGAAGAGGUUUUUGAGGAACGACCUUUUCUGGAAAGAUUUGUUCGAUUACGUGAAAGGCUGAAGAACACCUCCACUCUGUUUUUAUCCACUUGUACACAUUUACUGUACAACAAAGAGUUGAUCCGAUAUCUAGAAGGGAGCAAAUUUGAUGCUGUCUUUACAGAUCCCAUGAUGCCCUGUGGACAGAUCAUAGCUGAGUAUCUUUCUAUCCCCUCUGUGUUUUUCUUGCGUGGAAUUCCAUGUGGUUUAGACUAUAAGGCUAUUCAGUGUCCAAACCCACCUUCUUAUGUCCCAAGGCUAUUGACAACCAAUACAGACCACAUGACAUUUCCACAGCGUGUGAAGAAUCUGUUAUUCAGCUUAUCGGAGAUUCUCCUUUGUGAUUUUGUUUACGCGCCAUAUACAAAACUGGCCUCUGAAUUUCUUCAGAGAGAGAUAACAGUGACUGAGCUUUUAAGUCAUGGAUCUGUUUGGCUGAUGAGAUUUGACUUUGUGAUUGACUAUCCCAGACCACUGAUGCCUAACAUUGUUAUAAUCGGAGGCAUCAACUGCGCUCAGAAGGAAUUAUCUCAGGUUGGUAAAGCUUUUAUUUUUGUUGUACUCAUGGUAGGAUCCUGA
Molecule: messenger RNA, 903 nt
Organism: Emys orbicularis (European pond turtle)
Lineage: Eukaryota; Metazoa; Chordata; Testudines; Emydidae
Product: UDP-glucuronosyltransferase 1A1-like
Exons: 2
Coding region: 100-903 (267 amino acids)
Molecular function (GO): UDP-glycosyltransferase activity
Source: RefSeq, a predicted model, not a curated record